AUGACGGAGCUGUUCGAGGACAACCAGCGUGACCUCGAGCGCGCUGUCGAGGACCUCAGUUUCAUCCUCGAGUCGGACAUGGCCGAGCAGCCCAUUGCCAAGAUUCGCUCCGAGGUCACCAACAAGGCGGCAUAUGUGCAGAAGAGGCACGACAUCCUCCUUGACGACACUCUCAAGGGCUACCUUGAGCGCAGGUGGAGUUUCCAGGUGGAUAUCUAG
Apiotrichum porosum is the source of this 219-nucleotide messenger RNA. RefSeq lists its product as uncharacterized. Lineage: Eukaryota; Fungi; Basidiomycota; Tremellomycetes; Trichosporonales; Trichosporonaceae. The coding region runs from base 1 to 219 and encodes 72 amino acids. The transcript is spliced from 3 exons. The record is from RefSeq and is a predicted model, not a curated record.